AUAAGCUAGUAUUCACAACACUAAGACCUAGACUUCUUAUGAGACGUGACAAAGUCAGAAGUUCAAACUGACGAAGAAAAGAGAAAAGAGAAAAGAGAAAAGAGAAAAGAGAAAAAGAGAAUAUUAGGACUUGAAAUUAAAUUGUGCCAAUCCUGUAUUACGAAGUCAAGGAAGAACGGGGCUUAGGGUUUAUCAGAAGCACAAACGCUGCCACAGAAUAGGAGGUGCAGCUGAACCAAACAAAAGCGAUGAAGAGGGCCAGUGCCGGCGGAGGAGAUGUUUACCUCGAUGAGUCUGACAUAGUCGAUGAAAUUAUCCUUGACGAUGAAGACCUUCCCGAUGUUGAAGACGAAGACAACGACGAAGCUAGCUCCUAUGAGGAACCUGACGAUUCAGUGCACAUAUUCACUGGCCAUACCGACCAGGUUUAUUCAGUCGCCUGCAGCCCAACAGAUGCUACGUUGGUGGCCACCGGGGGUGGAGAUAAUAGAGGGUUUCUUUGGAGAAUUGGUCAGGGCGAUUGGGCUGCUGAGCUUGGAAGUCAUAUUGAUUCUAUUUCAAGUUUAGCAUUCAGUACUGAUGGACAGUUGCUGGCAUCUGGAGGUCUUGAUGGUAUUGUUGGAAUAUGGGAUACAUCAGGAAAUGCCAAAUUCCUAUUAGGAGAUCCUGCUGCCACCCAGAAAAAAGAAGAAAAAGAUCCUGCUGUUGACUUUAGUGUUGGCUUCGAGUGGGUCAGGUGGCACCCAAGAGGCCACUUAGUUUUGGCGGGUUCAAAUGAUUACACAGCUUCGAUGUGGAAUGCUGACAAAGGUGUCCUUCUUAAUAUAUUUUCAGGUCAUGGAGGACUCCUGACCUGUGGUGAUUUUACGCCUGAUGGCAAGACUAUCUGUACCGGCUCUGAAGAUGCGACUCUGAGAAUAUGGAACCCAGUAACUGGUGAGAGUAUCCAUGUUAUCGGAGGUCAUCCAUAUCAUGCUGAGGGAUUGACAUGCUUAGCAAUUAGCUCUGAUUCAACUCUUGCUCUUACUGGUGCAACGGAUGGUUCCGUCAACAUUGUGAAUAUCACAACUGGGAAGGUGGUUAGUUCUUUGUCUGCUCAUUCAGAUUCAAUUGAAUGUAUUGCCCUUGCACCAAGCAUGCCUUGGGCUGCAACUGGAAGCAGGGAUCAUGAUCUAAUUAUCUGGGAUCUACAGCAUUCAUCACCGCGCAGCACAUGCAAACAUGAGGAUGGAGUGACAUGCCUAACAUGGCUAGGUUCAUCAAGGUACCUUGCUACAGGAUGCAUCGAUGGAAGUAUCCUUCUGUGGGAUAGCCGCUCUGGUGAUUGUGUAAGGACCUUCGGUGGGCACUCCGAGUGUAUCCAGUCACUAUCCGUCUCUUCGAAUCAGGACUUCCUUGUUUCUGUUUCAGAUGAUGCUACUGCCCGAGUGUUUGAGAUUGCGGAGUUUAAGUAGGCAAAUUGCCGGCAUGUGAUUUAAAUUCUGUAGGCUAUUGUUAUUCUGAUGGUGGUCAAAUGACGACUGAGUUUAUCUAUCUCUACACCAUUUGAUAAUUUUUUUGGAUUAUGUAAUUUUUUUUGUAGCAGUAAUUAUUUUUCUCAA
Molecule: messenger RNA, 1601 nt
Organism: Malania oleifera
Lineage: Eukaryota; Viridiplantae; Streptophyta; Magnoliopsida; Santalales; Ximeniaceae
Exons: 11
Coding region: 249-1454 (401 amino acids)
Molecular function (GO): protein binding
Source: RefSeq, a predicted model, not a curated record